Octopus sinensis (East Asian common octopus) is the source of this 2812-nucleotide messenger RNA. RefSeq names its product FMRFamide-activated amiloride-sensitive sodium channel-like. Gene Ontology annotation, biological process: sodium ion transmembrane transport. The transcript is spliced from 3 exons. The record is from RefSeq and is a predicted model, not a curated record. Gene Ontology annotation, cellular component: membrane. NCBI's taxonomy places the organism in Eukaryota, Metazoa, Mollusca, Cephalopoda, Octopoda, Octopodidae. The coding region runs from base 519 to 2405 and encodes 628 amino acids. Gene Ontology annotation, molecular function: ligand-gated sodium channel activity.
CUGCAAGAAGAACAAGGCAGGGUAAGCUAAACACCCAACACCACUCCCGCCACCAUCUGCAGCCCCCUAUUGUUUCUACUUCUACCCCAGCUCCCACCCCCACCACCGCCAUCCUGGAAUCGGUAAACACAUGAGAAACAGGAAUAACUUCACUAAAGAGUCACUGAACCAAAAUAUAACUCAACGCGGUUGGGCCUACAUGCUAGAUAUAGCAGCUAAGCUUCAAUAAGUCUUAAGAUAAAAGGGGGUUUAAAAAAAGGGGUAACUAGAGAAGUAUCGUUCCAGUUACACAAAGAAAUGGGAUGGUCACAUUUGGAUUGCCUUCGUUCAUACAUAGGCCAUGGAUCAAAGUUGACCUAGGACCUUACAACAUAAAAUGUGAGUUAACGGGUAUUUUUACUCAGAAACUGAUGCAAUGAUGAUAUCAACAACAAUAAUAAUAAUAAUAAUAAUGAUAAUAACAAUGAUGAUGAUGGUAAUGUGAAGUAAAACCAACCAGAGCGAGCAAGCCGGGACAUAUGAAGGUAACAGGCUUUGACAAACUGGGUUUCAACAGUAACCAGUUACGCACAAUGAGGCAACAGCUACGCAGGCGGAACUACAAUGCGCUCAGCAUCAUCACAGAAUUGGCAGCCGAGAGCAAUGCCCACGGACUGGCAAAAAUUGCAACAUCAACACAGACCCCAAGAAAAGUUCUGUGGGCAUUAAUGGUAAUUGUAGGUUUCACUGCCGCCACACUACAACUCUCCCUUCUCGUCCGGAAAUACCUGGAAUUCCAGGUGGUAGAAGUUUCUAAAAUGAAAGAUGGUAUGGAUGUGGAAUUCCCUGCCAUCACUGUCUGCAAUAUAGCGCCAAUAUCCUUGACGAAAACCAAAGAGCUUCUUAGUUCAGAAACGUCAGAACUGACGCAAUGGCUGCAAUUUAUAGACAAAUAUAACUUUGGUGCACAGACUGACCGAAUGUUCACAGUGCAGAGUUUGUACGAGAACCUCGCAGACGAGGCCCAGCUUUUGGGUAGGGACCUCAAUGAUUUCCUUAUACACUGUCAGUAUAAUCAGGAAAUCUGUAACAUACAAAACUUCACUCGAUAUUUCGACGGACAUUAUUUUAACUGUUACACAUUCAACAGCGGCCACCAGCCGGGCACCAGCCUGUUGACACAUGCCACUGGGCCUCAGAGUGGUCUUUCUUUAAUUCUUUCGUUAGACAAUGAUGAUCCACCUGUUGGUGGCUAUGGCUCAUACAAUAUAAAAUCGAACAUUGAACACAGUGCUGGAGUAAGAGUGGUUGUUCACCCACCAAGCACAAUGCCAAGCCCGGUAGACCAUGGCUUUGAUGUGCCUCCAGGGUACUCUUCAUCGGUAGGUUUGAAAACUAUUAUGCACGCACGUCUUUCAAAUCCCUAUGGCAACUGCCAGAAUAGCCGGCUUCAAAAUUCCUCAAAAUAUAUCCACACCGUUUUCUCGUGUCUCGAACUGUGUAAGCAGCGAAUUGUGAUGAGCACGUGCGGCUGCCGAUCUUCAAAUUUACCAGAAAUGACAUCGUCAAACUUCACGUUCUGUGGUUUAGUGGAGAACAAAUGGAAUUGGAAAGACAUGAUGAAGAAUCCAGAAAACUACAACAUCACAAAGAUAAACUUGACAGAACUUGCCUGUGAAGAAAGAGUUCUCAAAGAAUUUUCCAUAAACCGAGCCUACGAGAGCUCAUGUAAUUGUUUCCAACCAUGCCAAGAGACCACAUACCAAAAAUCAAUAUCUCUUUCCUAUUGGCCUUUAGAAUUCAAUCAGUUAAGUGCCCUUGAAACAUUUUAUGGCGAUAAAAUCAAUGAGACAUUUUUAUACGAUGCUUACAAGAUGCUUAAGUAUUUGUCAUCUCUUGGUGUUGGCCACGUACCUGAGUCCCCACCUCCGGAAGAGAUCAAUAUCACUCUGCACGAUAACAACAACAACAGCACCAACUCUGGGAUGCAUUCUCCGGCUUUGCUGUCGCAGCUGCUGGCAAACAGCACUGAGGCACCAAAGCCUCCAGCACCAAGGGAUGACUUCAUUGAGCACGUGAGUGCAAAGCUCAAUUCAAGCGACAAAGAGAAACAAAUCCGAGCGUCAAACAUGAUCCGACAGAACCUUCUGCGACUGAACGUUUACCUUGAAGACCUCAGUAUCAUAGAAUUUCGACAGAUGCCCGCCUACGAGCUGGCUGAUCUGUUUGCCGACAUUGGCGGCACACUGGGUCUGUGGAUGGGUAUAUCGGUGCUGACCAUUAUGGAGCUUAUAGAACUCUUCACCAGACUUCUAAUGCUAAUUUUCAGCUCGGAGAAGAAAAUUCCCAAUGCCGACCCAGUCACAAACGGAAUGUUGGACCAUGACUGUGACUGCCAAAAAAGUAGUAUGGAAUCACCGUUUUGAAGUAGAAUUUGCCAAGACAGCAGGGAUUUUGGGAAUUAAUUUUUUUUAAUCUUUUAUUUUUUUUCACAUUUUUUUCUCAUUUGAAUAAAACAGAAAUUAUAUAAGAAAAAAACAUUUUUUUUUUUUUUUGGCUAAAUUGAAUUCCUAAAGAAAUCAAUAAGCCAUCACAAUAAUUACUAAAUUAAUAUUAUGAUUAACACAACGGAUUUGCAAGAAUCUUUAGAGCGUAGGACAAAAUAGCUUCCAGCUCUUUAUGUUCAAAUCCUGCCAAGGUCAACUUUGCCUUCCAUCAAAACAAAAUUGAUGAAACAAAGUACCAUACAAGUACUGGGAUGAGGGAUUCAACUAAGUCCUCCUCCCAAACUUUUGGCCUUGAGCCUAUGAUAAAAACAAUUAUUAUUAUUAUU